CAAACAGGCCUACAAACUUAAACCGUUGACUUCAAUUCUCAAACCCUCGACGGGUAGGAGUACUAGUAUAGAUUAUUAUCACUUCGGUUUCCCUCCUCCUAAUUUCUCUCUCUCUCUCUCUCUCUCUCUCUCUCAAUUUGGUCUCCGGUGCAUUCAGAUCAAGAUGGAGCACCGAAGUUUAGAAAUCAACGUGAUAUCCGCAAAAGACCUCAAGAAAGUCAACCUGUUCAGCAAGAUGCAGGCCUACGCCGUCGUUUCGAUCUCCGGCGAGCCGAGGGCGAAUCAGCAGCAGAGGACCGCCGUGGACAGGAGCGGAAACGCCAGCCCCGCCUGGAACUUCCCCGUGAAGUUCACCGUCGACGAGUCCGCCGCCCGGAGCAACCGCCUCGGCGUCACGUUCAGGAUACGGUGCCAGCGGACCCUCGGUGAUAAGGACAUCGGUGAGGUGCACGUGCCGCUGUCGGAACUUAUUGGGUCGAUCGAGGAUGGGAAAUUGCAAUUCCUUACUUAUCAGGUUCGAAAGCCAUCGGGCAGGCCGAAAGGUGAGCUCAACUUCUCAUACAAGUGGGGGGAGAAGAUCGUCGGUGCCGCACCGCCAGCUAUGGAAGUUAACAAGGCUCAGGAGCCUGUCACGGCUUACCCAGCUCAAGUUGGGUCCAGUUCAGCUUACCCGCCACCUCCAACGGGCUACGCGUAUCAACCACCUGCCGGGUAUCCUUCUGCUUCGGCUGCAGGAUACGGGUACCCACCGCCACCUCAGUAUGGUGCUUACCCGCAACAGCCUCCGCCACCAGGUUACGGUUACCCACCUCCUCAACCAGGUUACGGAUACCCGCCUGUCCAACAACCACAACAACCGCCGAAGAAGAACAAGAUGGGGUUAGGAUUGGGGGCUGGGUUAUUGGGUGGAGCAUUGGGCGGGCUUUUGAUUGGUGAGGUAAUCUCAGAUGGUUUUGGCGGCGGUUGCGGUGGCGGCGGUUGCGGAGGUGGUUGUGGCGGCGGUUGAGUUUGUUGGUUUGGUUUGUGCUUGGAUUUCCAAUUUGGGUGGAUUCCAGUCAUUUAUGAUGUGGUUAAUGCUCUUAAGAUCAUGCUGUUAAAUGAUUGUUGUCUUUCUCUUUUUUUUUGUGAAAAAAAACCUUGUAAUGUCUACGUUGUUGGCACCGCGGCCAAGCACCUCCGCUUGGCAGCAUCUCCCAACCCUGUUAUUGUAUACGCUGUAGGCCUUUAUGCAUACUCGUACCACUAAAUCUUCUAAAUAUAUUUCCUUUCAUUUCA
Molecule: messenger RNA, 1275 nt
Organism: Rhododendron vialii
Lineage: Eukaryota; Viridiplantae; Streptophyta; Magnoliopsida; Ericales; Ericaceae
Product: protein SRC2-like
Exons: 2
Coding region: 164-1006 (280 amino acids)
Biological process (GO): defense response
Source: RefSeq, a predicted model, not a curated record